Marasmius oreades (fairy-ring Marasmius) is the source of this 1620-nucleotide messenger RNA. RefSeq lists its product as uncharacterized. The record is from RefSeq and is a predicted model, not a curated record. The coding region runs from base 1 to 1620 and encodes 539 amino acids. NCBI's taxonomy places the organism in Eukaryota, Fungi, Basidiomycota, Agaricomycetes, Agaricales, Marasmiaceae. The transcript is spliced from 9 exons.
AUGGAUGAACCGUUACAUGUCAUUGAGGUGAAUGGAAGCAAGAUUUUUUUCAACCUGUUACUCUACGCUCUCUUGGCCUUUGCAUCCAGCUUGGCCAUUUGCCUGGAAGACAGUGCAGCUUUCCAGUCAACUGCCCUCAAGACUUCACAGUUCUUGCAUGGAAUGGGUUACACUCAGUUUCCGUGGACUUUUGUGGUUGCAUUACAGCGCCGGCUCAUGGAAAUGGGCUUGUGGCCCUCGUCAUACAAAGAGCCGAAAUCUGCUGCCACCGUUCAACUUCUGAGGAAUUUUCAGAUUACCAACCUUCAUUGCCAGACGCCAUCCACGGAGUUUUAUGAAGUUUUGGAAUUUAUCAGCGAUGGAACUGGCCUUCAAAAACUUCCGGAACGGGAAGCGCAGUGGAUGACAAUGUUACGCCAGUACCGCAACAUCAAAACAGCCAAACGCUGUGGUCGAGGCCACGAUACCAAAGGAAUCAAGGGUACUUCUUAUGGUGAAGCUGCAGUACCGUGUCGGGCGUGCCCUCAUCUGGAGCGUAAUCUUCCAGCAGGUUGGGACAAAGUAUCAGCAGAUGACCAAUUUCUCUAUGCACUCUACCUCUGCAAGGACGCCAACUUUGGGCAGAAAGCAAGAGCCAGACCUAACGAUGAUCGGGACCCUUCUCUAAGCCCAGGUUGGGGCUGUUUCGUUCUGAAUGACCUGUACAUGGCGGAAGUCAGCAAGCGGGCCACUCAGGAAGAGAUAAGCCACUGUGUCGGUUUCAAGGCAAUAUCCACAGCCAACACAAAAAAGACAAAGGGAUUAUGUGCAACUGGAAUCAGUGCAGUUAGUUGUGCGAGACAUGAGACCUUCCGUCCUAACGGUAUAGGUGACUUGCAAGUCGGUGAACGAUACAUCAAUAUGGACUUUCUUGCGUUAUUUAUGCUCAUUGGUUGCGGCUUGUCGUUGGUGUUCUUCUCUUAUGACAUUGCCUGCCAAUGGGUUGUCAACUUCCGGUCACGGAUGGCUCAAUUUCCCGAGCACAUGCAUCUCCCCAACUCGUUGAAGCUCAUAUUCAAGGUCCCGAAAUUUUACCUCAUUGCUCAUGCACGCAAGUGCCUCGCCAAGUUUUCGUUCAAUUACACGGAGGGGGCCGCUAAAACAGAUGGCGAAGGAAUCGAAUGGAAUUGGUCGUGGCUAAAUGCUUGUUCGCGAUCCCUAUCGAUGAUGAAAGCCGGCGCGCGAUGGGACAUGCUGGAUGACUUCACAAACUUCUGGAAUUGGCGGAAAACCAUAAAUCUAGAAACUUCCCUCGUCAAGAAGCUGGUUAAAGCCAUUCCAGAAGCAGUCGUUAAUGCCCACGCAUUUACAGCAUUUACGGACGCACUACAGGACGACCACACGAAGGAUCUGCUUAUCUGGCAGGACCAGGUUGUGCAAUGGGAACAGGGUCUGUCGAACUUCUGUCCGUAUGACAUGCGUGAAGAAACACUCACACUGGCCCAGGUGAAGAAGGAGCUCACCGAGGAGGAGCAUCAACAAGAGGUGACUGGCAUGAAUACCUCAAUAUCAACGUUGAGUGGUCUAGUGAUUGAAGGGUUGGAGAUUGAGGAACUUCAGUAUGUGCUUUUGGUUCGAUGA